Eremothecium cymbalariae DBVPG#7215 is the source of this 1470-nucleotide messenger RNA. It is a transcript of the gene MPE1, whose product is annotated as cleavage polyadenylation factor subunit MPE1. The transcript has a single exon. Gene Ontology annotation, molecular function: zinc ion binding; ubiquitin protein ligase activity; nucleic acid binding. The record is from RefSeq and is a predicted model, not a curated record. Gene Ontology annotation, cellular component: nucleus. Bases 1 to 1470 code for a protein of 489 amino acids. NCBI's taxonomy places the organism in Eukaryota, Fungi, Ascomycota, Saccharomycetes, Saccharomycetales, Saccharomycetaceae. Gene Ontology annotation, biological process: mRNA processing; protein ubiquitination; ubiquitin-dependent protein catabolic process.
AUGUCGAGCACUAUAUUUUAUCGGUUUAGGUCUCAGAAGGAUACCUCGAGGGUGUUGUUUGAUGGGACUGGUAUUACUGUGUUUGAUUUGAAGAGGGAUAUCAUUCAGGAGAACAAGUUGGGGGAUGGAUCUGGGUUUCGGUUGCUGAUAUACAAUCCAGAUACGAUGGAGGAAUACGAAGAUGAUGCGGCAGUGAUUUCGCGGUCUAGUAUGGUUAUUGUGAAACGUUCUCCUGCAACGCAUGGAACUGCGGGUAAUGCUUCUAGGUAUGUGAUGGGUAAGCCCAGAGUGCUUACGAGGCCUGGUGGUGGGGGGUCUACUUUUGGAGGCGGAUAUGGAGGACCAUCUGGGAAUGUUAGUGGUAGUGGGAGUGGGAUGGGUAAUGGUGCGGGAGGUACAGAGGAAGAAAGGAUAGCUAGGAUGUUUGCUAACCAAGAAAAUCAGUGGCAGGAGACACAACAAGCGAUGUCUGUUGCCGUGCCUGUGUUUCGGUCGCAUGGAGGUGGUCCGGGUGGCGGGGGUGGGCAGCACCAUCAAGAUGAUGGUCCACCCCCACCAGGUUAUAUGUGUUAUAGGUGUGGUGGUAAGGACCAUUGGAUUAAGAACUGUCCAACGAAUUCAGAUCCCAAUUUUGAAGGUAAGAGGAUACGAAGAACUACCGGUAUUCCCAAGAAGUUUUUGAAGUCUGUUGAGAUUGACCCGAUGACGAUGACUCCAGAGGAGAUGGCAGAGAAGAAGAUUAUGGUAACCGAUGACGGUAAGUUUGUCGUGCAAGUUGCAGACCAGCAUUCAUGGGAGGACUAUCAGCGGAAGCAGCAGCAGCAGAAGAUCGCUGUGCGCGAACAAGAUGCUGUUUGGUUACCGAACCGUUUUAAAGAUCUACCCGCAGAGCUCAAGUGUCCACUUACUGGUGGGCUUAUACGUGGUCCUGUCAAGACUGAACGAUGUUGUAAGAAGGUAGUAUCAGAAGUACCCAUGGAGGAUGCUCUAUUGGAGAGUGACUUUGUAUGUCCCUUGUGCGGCGCUGGCGAUAUUUUGUUGGAUUCACUAGUGCCCGACGAGGCUACUUCGAAGCAAAUAGAACAGUUUCUCGAGACACAUAAGGCUAAACGGGCUGCAGAUAGUGCUAGUGGACCUGUAGCUAUCGAUAGUACAGUGGUAGGCACUGCUCCAGGAGCGGCUGCGGGCACUGCAGCUGCAACAGAACUUGGUAACGGUGAACAUGGUGGUGUUGGAGACGAACCCAGUAACAAGAAGGCCAAGAUUCCUUCUAUGCCUUUACCGCCCUUUGGCAUGCCGUUUAUGUUUCCAAUGCCAUUCAUGCCUCCAGUAUCAGGAACAAAAGACAACAGCAACACUACUAAAAACACUAGUACCAGCACCAGCAGCACCAAUACCAAUGCUAACACGAAUAGCAACAACAAUAGUAACAGUGAGAAUAACAAGAAUAACAAGAAUAGUAAGUCAUAA